GAGUCCGAUCAUGCAAAUCGGAUUCAUUCGAGUUCCCGACUAUAAGGUUUUCGAUUCCACCACAAACAACGAUAUUCGGCGCUCUGAUUGAAAAGUGACGCCAUAUUGUUGGGAUAGUAUUUUAUACUGCUAGUAGUAGAUCUCUCUACGUUUUCAUGGUUGUAACGUUCAAACGGACCCGCCCAAAAGGCAAGGCUUGGUUGGUACUAAAUACCACUUUUCUUUUUGAAGCCGGUUGCUGGUGAAAUGGUUCAGUAUUGUUGUGUUGCCUUGUGCAACAACAAGGCCAAAGCUGGAUCUGACAUCUUAUUGCAUAGGUUCCCCCGAAGAGAUGGCGCAAAACGGCAGAAGUGGGCGGAGAAGGUGGGGAGGAAGGCGAAGGAUGGCUCUCUGUGGCAGCCCACUGGGAACCAUUACAUCUGCAGUGAUCACUUCCGACCGAGUGACUACAGUUGGGAGUCAGGCAAACAGAAACUGAAGAAAACGGCCAUCCCUUCUCGCUUCCCAACACUGGCCCGCAGAGGGAGGAAGCCACAAGCGAGUGGAGCGGUGAACACUUGCGCGGCACUGGGCUGCACGACCGUUCGAAAUAAGACCAAGGCCUCGGCAAAAAAGCAGAAGACAGACUUACGGUUCCACAGUUUUCCGAGAACCAACCCGUCACUGAAGAGGAAGUGGCUGGCGGCCAUGGGCAUCAAGGAGUACCUGAGCUCCGACACAGCUUUUGUGUGCGGGAAACAUUUCAAGGUCACCGACUACGAGGACAACAAUGUUGCGGAGGACCUCCGGACAAACGCUGUCCCUUCUGUCUUCCCUGACAAUGAGGAAGAGGAGCAGGAGGAGGAAGAGGAGGAGGAGGAAGAGGAAAUGACUGCAGCCUCGGAAGAUGACCAGCGUGCCGCCAGUGAGUCGAACGACGACCAGCCUGUUGUCAGUGACUCGGACGAUGACCCCGAUUACGUCACCGGGGAGGAAGUUGCGCCAGUCACGAGGAGAAAGAGGGGCCGGGGCAGAAAGGCGAAAAUGCCAAUUAAAAUAAAGAGGACCAAGCCUGUCAAAGAAAAGAAAGCUCCGGAGGUGAAGCGGGCCGUGCCUCUCGACCACUCGUACCCGCGUGCCGGGAAGCGAGCGCGUGUGGUGGAUACCGACUUGGAUCUCCUUCCCGUGGGGGAUCUGGAAGGAGGGCAAGAGAAGAGCAUCUUUCCGCGUCGUGGACACGGCAAGAAGGAGUUUCUGGGCGGCACACUGGUGCAGCAGUUCCGCACGGUGCGGCAGCAGAAGGAGGCGGGAAAGACGCUGGUCAAAAAUCUCAAGGUCGUCAUGGAAAAAGGGCUGCUGAGCCCGGCUGACUUCGCGCUGAUGACGGGGGCCUUCGGGUUCUUGCCGUCCAACUACUCCGCGCAGAUGCUCCUGGAAGUCCCAGCCGGAGAAAUCCCGACGCCAGAAUUGGUCGAGCUGCGGAAUUUUUGUGUCGCUCUACAGUGCGUGUCGCCCGCGGCGUAUGAACAUCUCCAGAACCCGUUGAGUCUGCCCGAGCCCGCGGUUCUGAGGCCCUGGCAGUGUUGGUCAGACGGUCGCCCGGGUUUCCUCACACAGCAGCUGUCUUUUGCCAAGGAGUUUGCCUUCUCUUCUCCCUCCUCCCCCUCAUCCUCCUUGUUCGCACUGCUUGUACAAGAGACGAAACUCCAGGCCAAAGUCAGCUGGUGCAUGAAGUCUCAGAGCUACUGGGGUCACAGCGACCUGGGGUGCGGCCCCGUGGAGGGAAGUGCGGCAGUCAGCGCCCUCACGCUCAUGCUGGUGUCGCUCCAGGGCUGCGGCAAGUUCCCACUGGCCUACUUCCUCACGGGCCAGGUGAGCAGUGGACUGGUGGCCAGCCUAGUGUCGCAGGCUCUGCAUAGCACGGCCGAGGAAGGACUGCUGGUCAAGGCCGUGGUCACCGACGGCCAGCUGGAGAGCCAGAAGGCGGCCGCUCACCUGGGCUUCUCCCUCAGCCCCGCGGGCCCGACGUGCUUCGUCCCUCACCCGCACAGAGACAUGAGCCAACACAAGCUGUGGUUCCUGUGUGACCCGGCACUCACGCUGGCCCGAACCACAGACCUCUUGGCUGACAGGGGCACCAUCUACAACCGCACGCAGAACGGCGACCUGGCUGUCUCCUGGCGGUUCAUCGAUUCCCUCCGUCGGCACCAGGCCGGUUCGCGCCCUCUAGAAAAUAAACUGUGGCUCGGAAAACAAGAGCCGAAGCAGCGAACAGCCCCCCUGUCUGCAUCAGUGGCUUCAGCCCUGGACCGACUGCGAGAGGAGGAAGGAUUGGCGCAGUUCCAAGGAUGUGAAGAAACGUGUCGCUUCAUCCGCGUCAUCGACCUUCUAUCCAGCUGCCUGAUGGCCAGGAACCCGUUUGCCACGGGUGUCCACGCCCCCUUGACCAGCGAGAACCGUUCCCGCUGGCACAUGUUCCUCACGGAAGCGAUCGGCUAUCUGCAGUCGCUGUACGACGAUGCCAAGACCUCGCUGUCCUUGGCAGACAGGACGGGGGCAGUGACCGGACUUAUUGUCACGGCCACCUCGCUGCGGGAUCUCACGGCAGAGCUCCUAGAAGAUGAUCACAUGACUUAUGUGCUGCCCUACAAGUUGUCCCUGGAGCACACCCGCAACUUCUUCCGCAAGGUCGCCCGGCAAGGAAACUGGCGAGGGUCGCCCACCGCCGCAGAGUUCUGCACAGCCAUGAAGUCUCUAGCAUCGCGACGUGACCUUGACCUCACACUGUUUGCAGACACGGACACCGUUUUCUCAGCGGACCCUGAGGUCAAGCUGUACAGCGCCGGGGGAGAGAGCCGGGAGGUGGCCGGCGGGGAGUUUGAGUUCGAGUCUCAAGCGGAACAGCUCUCCGCGGCGCUGCGAGUUUCUGACCCGGACUGGCUGCGGCCGUCUCUUCUGCUCACUGCUCGUUACAUCUGCCGCUGUUUGCGAGAGACCGUCGUCUGUGCUCGCUGUCUGGAGACCUUACAAGCCAGUGGUUUGGAGCCAACAGACGUGGCGACUGGCUGGCCGUCUGCUGAAGAAGAAUCCCGAGACUCUCGAUCCGUUCCCCACGGAGUUUUGAAAGUCGUGCUGACGUGUGAGCGUGCGUUCAAAACGAGACUGCCGAAAGACUGUCUGAGGAGUUUCCUGCCCUGGGCAGAGCUGAUUGGUCGGCAGAUUGAGACACAGGUGUUCGAUUCGCUGAAGGACAAGUUGGCGCAUGUGUUCCCCGCGGGGGCGUGCCAGGAACACUUCUACGAGCACGAGCUUGGCGUGGAGGUGCCACAUGUCCUUCAGCUGCUCAAGCGGAUCGUCUCCCUCUACUGCCGGCUGCGACUCCACCCCGCCCGCAGCUUGCACCAGCUCUGUCUCGCUCUCACCGCUCGGAGAGAGAGCAGAGACAAAACACGGAGCUCGGGGCUCGUCUACAGUGCUAUGUAGUAGUUUAUCGUCUCCCUUACUUGUGGUAGGACCGGCAAAGGGGUAAAUUUUAUAGGAGACUCGAAAAAUUGGAUUACUUUUCGGUUUCAUCAUGCAGCAAUCUGGAGGCUGGCUGGUUGUUUGGCGUUGGUAGAUAUUAUAAGAAGAAUUUCUUUUCUAACUUGGUACCUGUCUUUGACGCAGCUCAUGAAAUUGAUGAUUUCCUCUGCUACUUACUUAACCCUUUGAGUGAGCCCCCUGACCUCCUGAGGCUACCGUGCCACUCUGACUGAGCUCAUGACCGAUUCAUGCCUUCAUUCAUAUCAUCAUCAGAAUCACAUUCCAUAUAUCCUCACGCAAGGUAGUUCUCAUCAUUACCGGCUUCUAAUUAGUAAUUCGGGAAGAUCUGUAAAAUCAUGAAUAAUGUCCUGUGUAGUAAAUAAACACGGUUUCCUGCGUGUGUUUUGUCCAAGGAGUGCCAUUUUGGAUAUAAGGUGUCACUCACUGGUGUACCGGUGGCUAGACAUACCGAGCAGUUUCACGGGCCACAGCAAGGACUCAAAGGGUUAACUUACUUUGACUUUUUCUGUCCUCUUUUUAUACGGUACCACGAGGUGUCGAGGGGAGAUGCAGUUGUUGGAGGUGGGCCAGGUGUGUUUCCUGUUGAUUUGUCAAAUUUUAAAAGAAAAUUGAUGUAUAUUUUGUGCUUAGUUGGUUCUAUCACACGUGUACAGUGCUGUGUCAUGUUCCUACAAUGCCGUAUAGUUUGUUCAUAAUGAUACCUCGUCAACAGUUGUAGUUGUAGUCUAGCAUGCACAUCGUGGAAAAUGAACGCACAGAAAACAGAUUUUCAGGUCUACCAGAAUUUUUGCUAACUGUAUUCUUAAAGAUCUUUGUAUUCAAAACAUACAUGGUAGUGCAAGCAAUUUGUAUGCAACCAAAAAUGUAACAGUAACAACAAUUAAAACUGGCAUCUGCCAAGUUGGAUCUAAUUAAACUUGACUGCAAAUUUCGUUUAUCGAAAUCACUUGAUGAGAGAGGAGAGCUAAAGGGAGGAUUUGGGGAGGGGGCGGGGGGAGGGUAUGAGUGUAGACCCAGUAGGCCAAUUUUGGCUACCUCCCUUGAUAUAUCCUGAAAUUGGAGCAUCUUAUGCGUCCCACCAUUGUCGCUAUACAUGCUAGGAUGUACUUCAUUUACCAAUGUGCUUAGUGGUAUCUACCAUGACUCAUACCAUACGGUCACAGUGGCGUCUCUAGCUGUCUCUCUUUCUCUCUGUCUUUCUCUCUCUCUCUCUCUCCCUCUAAUAAUAAUAAUAAUA
This is a messenger RNA of Aplysia californica (California sea hare), 4759 nucleotides long. RefSeq lists its product as uncharacterized. The coding region runs from base 247 to 3462 and encodes 1071 amino acids. NCBI's taxonomy places the organism in Eukaryota, Metazoa, Mollusca, Gastropoda, Aplysiida, Aplysiidae. The record is from RefSeq and is a predicted model, not a curated record. The transcript is spliced from 4 exons.